Molecule: messenger RNA, 5623 nt
Organism: Chenopodium quinoa (quinoa)
Lineage: Eukaryota; Viridiplantae; Streptophyta; Magnoliopsida; Caryophyllales; Amaranthaceae
Product: protein TSS-like
Exons: 23
Coding region: 385-5262 (1625 amino acids)
Biological process (GO): organelle organization
Cellular component (GO): cytoplasm
Molecular function (GO): protein binding
Source: RefSeq, a predicted model, not a curated record
AACGAUUUCAUUUACAGUCAUCACUUGCGACUAUUAGCAUUUUCGCCCAUAAAUUACAGCACUAUAAGUUGAACCUCAACUACGAGUAAUAGCUAAAUAGCCCACAUCACAUGCAUCUCGCAUAGAGACUAGAGAGUGGGGAAGAAGAGAGAGGAAAAGGAAAAAAAAUAAAAAAAAAAGGAAAAAGACAAUUAUAAGUUAAGCAAUAAGGAGAGGUCAGGAUUUCUCUAAAAUCUCCAAUACUGGUAAAACCCCAAAACCCCCCCUUAUCUUCCUAUCUUCUUUAUUUCCCCUCUUUUUCUUCAUUCUCUGCAACUCUGUUUUUGCCACCCAUUAAUUCUUUCUUCUCAAACCCAAAAAUAAAAUAAAAAGGAAGAAAGAAAAAUGGCCCCAAAAUCAGGUCGCAGUAAAGGGCACAAACCAAAAUCUGAGAAGAAGAAGAAAGAGGAAAAAGUUGUUCCUAGUGUUAUUGACAUUAUUGUCAUUACCCCAUAUGACUCCCAAGUUACUCUCAAGGGGAUAUCUACUGAUAAGAUAUUAGAUGUGAGAAGGUUAUUAGCUUCAAAUGUAGAGACAUGCCAUAUUACCAACUACUCUUUGUCACAUGAGGUAAGAGGGCAAAAAUUGAAUGACAAAGUUGAAAUUACAUCUCUGAAACCAUGUGUAUUGAAGAUGGUUGAAGAUGAAUAUAAUAACAAGGCCCAAGCAAUGGCCCACGUGAGGAGGCUACUAGACAUUGUGGCAUGUACAAGUUGGUUCAACAAGCCCAAAGGACAAAGGCCCACAUCAUCCGACCACAAAUCGAAAAAGAGUAAGGCCCACAGUCCAAUACAUGUGGGACCACCACCAUCAAAUGAAGGGCCCAGAAUUCAAAAUGGACCGUCCAUUUCUGUUAUCUCAGAAGAAAAUGACAUGGCUGCUCUUCAUCCAACACCUAAACUCUCCGAAUUUUUUGAGUUUUUCUCUUUCUCUCACCUCUCUCCUCCUCUUCUUGGUAUCAAGAGGUGUGAAAGAAGGUUGGAAGAUAAACGUGAUGGGGACUUUUUUGAAUUACAGAUCAAGAUUUGCAAUGGAAAGAUAAUACAAGUCGUUGCUUCCAAAAAAGGCUUCUACACUUUGGGCAAGCAGUUAGUACAAUCUCACUCCUUAGUGGAUCUCCUGCAUCAGCACAGCCAAGCAUUUGCUAAUGCAUAUGAUGCACUUAUCAAAGCUUUUGUGGAACACAAUAAGUUUGGCAAUCUUCCUUAUGGAUUCCGUGCAAAUUGUUGGCUUACCCCACCUUCGCUUGCUGAAUCUCCAUCAAACUUCCUACCCCUGCCAACCGAGGAUGAGAAUUGGGGUGGAAAUGGUGGAGGUCAAGGAAGAAAUGGCGAGCAUGAUCUUCGACCUUGGGCGACAGAGUUUGCUACGUUGGCUAGCUUGCCCUGCAAAACUGAAGAGGAGAGAGUGAUACGUGAUCGAAAGGCUUUCUUGCUCCACAGUUUAUUUGUCGACGUGUCAAUCUUUAAAGCUGUAGAUACUAUACGCCAUUUGAUAGAAUCAGACUCCUAUGGAAGAGAUUCUCAUGAAAGCCGUGUGGGUGACCUGUGCAUUGUGGUUAAACGUGACUUAGCUGAUGCUAACUUGAAGCCUGAUGACAAGUCUCUCUUCUGUGAGGAGUCUGAAACUUCUGCUAGAGGGGUUGUUCAGAGAAAUUUGAUCAAAGGGUUGACUGCCGAUGAAAAUGUGACUGUUCAUGAUAUUUCUUCACUUGGAACUGUCACUUUAAGGUAUUGUGGGUACACUGCGACUGUUAAAGUUCUUGGAAAUGUCAAGAAGAAUUUUGAACACCAUGAUGUUGAAGUUGAAGAUCAGCCUGAUGGAGGAGCUAAUGCCCUCAAUGUUUACAGCUUAAGGAUGCCCUUACACAAGCCAAUUAACGCUGAACUCUCUGGAGAAAGCACAUCUCCCGUGGCACAAUCUGAUGAACUAGAAGAUCCUAGAUCUCAAGUCAUAAAGAUACUUAAUGAUAGCUUAGCCAACUUGGAAGGGGAGGAAAAACCUGCGGAGGCUGAAGUCGGCAUUAGAUGGGAACUUGGUUCAUGUUGGGUACAGCAUUUGCAGAAGCAGGAAAGUGAAAAAAAUCCCAAGGAAGCUGGCAAUGAGAAAAAUAGUGAAUCUACUGUUAAAGGUUUGGGAAAAGAAUUCAAGUCGCUAAAGAAAAGAGAGAAAAAGCCUAACAGUGUGGACUCUUCAGAUGGACGAGAGGAGAAAGAAUCUCAAGUUUCUGGCCCUGAAACCAAUGGAUUUAGCAAAGAUACUGAAGUUUCUGAGCUGGAAAAGCUACUCUCUGAAGAAGCUUUCUUACGCUUGAAAGAAUCUGGAACUGGCCUUCAUCUUAAGACUAUAGAUGAACUUAUCACUAUGAUUUACAACUAUUAUGAUGAAAUCGCUUUACCAAAGCUGGUGACAGAUUUUGCAUCUCUUGAACUAUCUCCUGUUGAUGGACGCACACUUACAGAUUUUAUGCAUCUCAGGGGACUGAAGAUGAGUUCUUUGGGUCGUGUGGUCGAGUUAGCUGAGAAACUUCCUCACAUACAAUCCCUAUGUGUCCAUGAAAUGGUCACCCGGGCUUUCAAGUAUGUUGUGAAAGCUUCUGUUGCUUCUGUUGAUGAUGUAUCGCAAAUACCAGCAGCAAUUGCAACAUCUUUGAAUGUCCUCUUUGGGUCCACUUCUACUAAUAAUAGUGAAAACACCGAAUUUCAAGAGUAUGAGCUUAAAGUUAGGUGGUUAAGGGCUUUCCUCUUAAGCCGAUUUGGGUGGAAGCUCAAUGAUGAAUUUCCUCACUUAAGGAAGUUGUCGAUUCUUCGAGGCCUCUGCCACAAGGUUGGUUUUGAGUUGGUUCCAAGAGACUAUGAUGUCGAUGCUCCAAAUCCUUUUAGGAAAGAAGAUAUUAUCAGCAUGGUUCCUGUGUGCAAGCAUGUGAUAUGCUCCUCUGCAGAUGGCCGAACUCUGUUGGAAUCUUCCAAGGUAGCUCUAGACAAGGGGAAGCUAGAAGAUGCUGUUACUUAUGGAACAAAGGCUCUAGCAAAGAUCAUUGCUGUAUGCGGUCCCUAUCAUCGAACAACUGCAGGUGCUUAUAGUCUUCUUGCUGUAGUCUUAUACCACACAGGAGAUUUCAAUCAGGCUACCAUUUAUCAGCAAAAGGCAUUAGAUAUCAAUGAAAGGGAACUUGGGCCUGAUCAUCCUGAUACUAUGAAGAGUUAUGGGGAUCUAUCAGUAUUUUAUUAUCGUCUCCAACACAUCGAAUUAGCACUCAAGUAUGUCAACCGUGCUUUAUUUUUGCUCCACUUUACGUGUGGACUAUCGCACCCAAAUAGUGCUGCAACUUAUAUAAACGUAGCCAUGAUGGAAGAGGGGAUGGGGAAUGUCAACUUUGCUCUCCGCUAUCUUCAUGAAGCCUUGAAAUGCAACAAGAGGCUCUUAGGAGCUGAUCAUAUCCAGACUGCUGCCAGUUAUCAUGCCAUAGCGAUUGCACUUUCACUAAUGGAGGCCUUCUCACUCAGUGUUCAGCAUGAGCAAACUACGCUCAAAAUUCUUCAAGCCAAGCUUGGAGCAGAAGACCUUCGUACUCAGGAUGCAGCAGCGUGGCUGGAAUAUUUUGAAUCUAAGGUAAUAGAACAGCAGGAACUGGCAAGGACAGGAACACCAAAACCGGAUGCAUCCAUUGCUAGCAAAGGGCAUCUUAGUGUAUCGGAUCUCCUUGAUUUUAUUAGUCCUGAUCAUGACCCUAAGGGUGGAGAUGCUCUGAAGAAACAUAGGCGUUCAAAGAUAAUGCAGGUUGCUGAAAACAUCCAGGGUCAGGAACAGGGUCAAGUGUCAAAUGGCUCAGCACAUGAAGAUCAUGACAUAAUAAAUGAUACUGUUGUUGUGGAAGAAAGAACUGUUAUUAAAGAAGAAGCAGAAGAACAAAUUCCUGAAGAAUCAAAUGAUAGCGAUGUUACUAUUGGUGAGCAGGUUGUCUUUGGAGAGGCUGUUGAUACAAGUUCAGAUGAGGGGUGGCAAGAAGCCAGCACGAAAGUGCGUUCUGCCAAUGCCAACGAGAACAAGUUCCGUAAAAGACGGCCUAAUCAUCUGAAAGUAAAAGUCAAUCAUUCUGCUUCUUCAAAGGCUAAAGAAAAUGGCCAUGUAUCUGGAGUCAUGCCAAGAGAGCAGAGAGUGAUGAAUCAUACCAUGAGCUUGAAGGAGUCUUCUCCACCCAAGAAAUCAAGAACUCAAGUACAAUCGAAGAAAACUGUUACUGCUUUGGCUUCAAAGGCAAUUUCCUACAAAGAAGUUGCCAUGUCACCCCCAGGAACUAUAUUCAAGCCUGUGCCGCAGAAGGAAGAAAUUACUAAUGCAGAAGAAAAUCAGAAAGUUCCUGAAAUUUCUGAAGAAGGUAGAAAAGGCGAUGAUGCAGAUGAUGUGAAUCUUGUUCAUGAAGAAGAAAGUGAAGUUUCUGAUGACAUUACAAAUCCUUCUCCACAAGGUGAAACGAUGGUAGUUCCUGAUAAUGAUGAAAUGCCGUGUUUAAAUAGUCAGGACAAGGCAGCCUUGGAAACUAAAGGGUCAAAACUCUCUGCUUCGGCUCCACCCUUUAAUCCAACAACCCUUGGAGCUACUAACUUCUAUGAGUUCCCUCCUAUUUCUGCUAGAGUUGCAUGUGGUCCAAGGUCACCUUUGUAUUACAGGACAAACCAUUUCGUGCCAGCUAAACAAGGUGGUGCGACAGUCAUGAAUCCUGAUGCUCCUGAAUUUGUACCUCAGAAAUUGACAGCUGAUGCAAAUUCAUCUCCUGAUGUGGUAAAGGAUGCAGGAGAAACUGAUGGGAAAGAAGUGUCGAAAGAUGAUCGAUCAAAGAAGAGUACUUCUGAGGCUGAAAAGGCAGAGUUAGCAAGGCAAAUUCUACUCAGCUUCAUUGUAAAGUCAGUGCAGAAGAGUUCAUCAGAUCGUUCAAACGAGUCUUCUAGGACUGUUAAGAAGUCAGGAAACUGGCAGAACUCUUCAGAAGCUAUAGCAAAUGAUAGUGCAAUUAUCAAGAUUUUCCAAGGAAGUGAAGAGAAGGCAGAUGGGGUUGUAAGAUCGAAUGAUCCCGAGAAGAUCAAUGCUAAGUUUGCAAACAAAGUUGGGGAUGGAGAAGGGUUUGUUGUAGUCUCAAAACGAAGGAGAAAUCGACAACAUAUUGCUGCUAAUGCUGUUGGGAAUAACAUAGUAUACAAUCAACAACAAUCAAUUUGCACUUGAAACUAUUCUUUUGCAGUAUUGCAGCAUCAUUUUUGGGGAUGUUGCUGAGUAAAAGUACAUAUAUGAUGGGAAGAAUCAUCGUUGUGGAACCGAUGAAGCGAUGAUUAAACUUCAAUGGAUUGUCAGUUAUGACAAUGGGAAGACCUGUUUCUCUUUUGUAGUUUUUGGCUGAUAAUAUAACAGCAGCAAAUAAAUUACUUCUUUUCUUUGCUUUUGUAUCAAAUAGUUUCAAUUAAUGUGUACUGAGGAGUGGGAAUACUUGUUCAUUUAUGUAAUAUCAUGCUUGCUUCAUAAAGUAAAACUUAUACACAAAUUGGUUCAAAAAUCAGAUGAUAAUUGAAAUUGUUUUCCAUUUUACCUA